AUGAAGCACAUUUGGAGUUUUUCUCUUUUUAUAUUUUUCCUCAAUUUUUAUAUGCUCCAGCAUAGUGUUGUAAGGAAUGAAAUAAACAAUGUGGAAAAACCUAACCUUAGGAUCGAGCAUCCAUCUCAUGGCAAAAAUAAUGCUGAUAUGAACAACGGCGAUGGUGACAAUAACGGUGGUGACAACAACUCAGGGAAUAACCCAAACGAGCAAAAUGGAAAUAAUGAAGAAACAGGAAAAACGAAUGAGGAUGAAGCAGAUCUGCCCAUGGAAGCACAAAAGGAAAACGAAAAAAAGCAGAUAGAAGAAAUAAUUGAAAAGGCAGAGUUAUUCGCAGAAGAGGCAAAAAUGUUAGCGGACUUGGCAUCCGAAGCGUCUCAAAAGGUUAUAACAUUUUUGGGCAACAUGUCAGAGGGGAAAAUAGCGUCAGAGUCGAAAAUGGAUGCCAUUCUGACAUCGAAAGACGCAGAAAGAGUAAAGGACGAUGCUAUGGAGGCUGCUAAGAGAGCUAAAGCGGCCAAAACUGUAACAGAGGCAAACAAAGCAAUGGCUCAAGCGAAAUAUGCGAAAAAUAUAGCAGAACUGGCGGCAAAAUUCGUAAAAAAAUGUGCAAUAGAAGCUCUGAAGGCUGGCGGGAAGAAUUCUGAAGCUUCCGAGGUGGCCAAAAUGGAAAUCCCAAUUCCGGUACAGUCCAAGCCGAAGAAGGAGUUGAAAGAACAGGACAAAAAGAAACAACCACCAGCUGUACCACGAAAACCUGAAGCAACGCCUCCCGCAAAAGAAGCGAUUCCAGCGGGGAAUGCAACAAAGACAAACGCAGCUCCGGCCGCCGUUCAACCCGCACCGAAAAGCAAGUCACAUUCGCUCAACGAAGAAAAAAGCUUAAAGGAAGGAUCCGCAGAGGCAGAGAAGGACCAAGAACAAGGACAGCAAGCUAAGUUUGAAUGUCUUCAACAGAAAGAGAUGAAUGUAUUUUACAAUGUGGUGCAAUUUUUUAUAUGUAAAAUUAAGGCGCUUAUCAAAUUUUAG
Molecule: messenger RNA, 1029 nt
Organism: Plasmodium coatneyi
Lineage: Eukaryota; Apicomplexa; Aconoidasida; Haemosporida; Plasmodiidae
Exons: 1
Coding region: 1-1029 (342 amino acids)
Source: RefSeq, a predicted model, not a curated record